Messenger RNA from Nothobranchius furzeri (turquoise killifish), 3404 nucleotides. RefSeq names its product thromboxane-A synthase. NCBI's taxonomy places the organism in Eukaryota, Metazoa, Chordata, Actinopteri, Cyprinodontiformes, Nothobranchiidae. The record is from RefSeq and is a predicted model, not a curated record. Gene Ontology annotation, molecular function: heme binding; steroid hydroxylase activity; iron ion binding.
GAUAGACUUGCUUCAUUUGGUUCGUUAAACUUGACCUUUGAAAUAGGAAUGGAGCAUAGUUGAUAUAGAAAAACACCCGUAUCAGGGGCGGAGAGGCUGCAUUCCAGGGAUCUCCUAACUUUGAUCCUAAAGAACUGAGGCAUGUUUUCCACCAUGGAGGAAACUGCAGGUGGCUUUCUGAGCCUGUUCAACGUGGAAUUCAGCAGAACUUCUGUGACACUCACCUUGCUCCUUGUUUUUCUUUGCCUUAUUUACUGGUAUUCAGUCUAUCCCUUCUCGGUCCUCUCUCGUCAUGGAAUCAAACAUCCAAAGCCAGUGCCGUUUUUUGGCAACAUUUUCAUGUUUCGUGAGGGUUUUUUCAAACCUCUCACUGAUAUCAUAAACACACACGGCAGAGUUUGUGGGUAUUAUUUGGGCCGGAGACCCGUGGUGGUGAUAGCAGAUCCCGAUAUGCUCAGACAAGUGAUGGUUAAAGACUUCAGCAACUUCACCAACAGAAUUAAAUUUCGCUUUGCCACCAAGCCCACGACAGAUUCUCUGCUCAUGUUGAGGAAUGAACAGUGGAAAAGAGUUCGGAGCAUCCUGACUCCAUCCUUUAGUGCUGCAAAGAUGAAAGAAAUGGCUCCCCUCAUCAACACAGCUGCUGAUGCACUGAUGAGCAACCUGAAUGUCCACGCCGAGUCAGGAGAGGCCUUCGACAUCCAUAGGUGUUUUGGCUGCUUCACUAUGGACGUUAUUGCCAGUGUUGCUUUUGGCACCCAGGUGGAUUCACAGAACAACCCAGACGACCCGUUUGUCCGCCACGCCCAGCUGUUUUUUUCCUUCUCCUUCUUCAGACCUCUCAUGUUAUUUUUAAUUGCUUUUCCUGUCAUCUUCUCCCCUCUUGCAAGAUUCCUCCCAAAUAAAAGGCGAGACCAAAUGAACGGUUUCUUUAUCAACAUCAUUCAGAGGAUCAUAAAGCAAAGAGAGGAGCAGCCUCCUCAUCAGAGGCGUCGAGAUUUCCUUCAGCUGAUGUUAGACGCUCGAACAGGCCAGGAUAUUGCCUCCUUGGAGCACUUUAACACAGAAAAACAGACGGAUGAGAACGAUCACAGGAGUCAGCAGACACAACCAUCAGCCUCGGAGCUGGAAAACAGCCAUCCUCGCCCAGAGGAGUCACCCGUGAAGCGGCCACAGAAAAAGAUGAUAACUGAGGAGGAGAUUGUGGGUCAGGCCUUCGUCUUCCUCUUGGCAGGUUAUGAAACCAGCAGCAACACGUUAGCCUUCACCUGCUACCUGCUGGCCCUCCAUCCUGAAUGUCAGCGCAAAGUCCAGGAGGAGGUGGAUGAAUUCUUCACAAGACAUGAAUCACCAGAUUACAUCAAUGUCCAGGAGCUGAAGUAUUUAGACAUGGUUGUAUCUGAAGCGCUGAGGCUUUACCCUCCCGGGUUCAGAUUUGCACGAGAAGUUGACCACGACUGUGUGGUGAAUGGUCAGUUCCUCCCUAAAGGGAUGACCGUGGAGAUCCCUGCUGGCUUCCUUCAUUACGACCCGGAGCACUGGUCCGAACCGGAGAAGUUCGUCCCGGAGAGGUUCACCCCUGAGGCAAAAGCUGAUCGACAUCCAUUCGUCUACCUGCCUUUUGGGGCCGGACCUCGUAACUGUGUGGGAAUGAGGCUCGCCCAGCUGGAGAUCCGAAUGGCUUUGGUCCAUUUGUUCCACAGAUUCAACAUCGUGGCCUGUUCUGAAACCAAGGUUCCUCUUGACCUGAAGUCUUCCAGCACUCUUGGACCCCAAAAUGGCAUUUUUGUGAAAAUCACCAGAAGAGAUGAUGGAGACGGACAAAUCUAGCCUUGCAAGCCAGACUAAAUAAAUGUAUUAUUUAGUCUGGCAGCGCUCCAUUGACGGCUCUCGGUUGAGGGGCGGGUUCUACCGUUGUCUUUCAAAUGAUCUCCGCAUGCUACUGGACAAUGAAUGUGACAUACUCUUGUUUCACUCUGUUGCAUCAUCCCACCCACCAGGCAUAUAGAGUGCCCUGAUUGGCCCACAAAGCGGAUAAAGCUCUGUGAUUUGUUCACUAAGCAGAUAGAGCACCAUGAUUGGCCCACCAUUAUGGACCAAUCGCAGCUCUUUAUGUGUUUGAAACCCCUCUAGAGAGCUGUGAUUGGCCAGCCAGAAUGCUGUUAGGGGCUGCAGAGGUUCCAGUGGAGCGUUCCUGGACCAAACUUUGCAAAGCAAGAAUUUGGUCUAGUUCACCAGGCUAGGACAAAUCAGCACUUUUGGAUGAUUUGAUCUCAUCUUUACGCCUCUGGAACAGCACAAGGCACUUAUGCAAACCGGCAUUUCACUCUUGUUUUUGGACUAAUUCACAAAUUUAACUGAAAGUUUCUGUUAUUCCAUCCAUCACAUUCAUAAUAAUAACAAUUAUGUUGCUGCUAAUUGAAUUUAUUUGUUUUGUUUCUUUUCUGGCUCUGAAAUGCUAAGAUUUCACCCAAAUUGCCUCGACAAUAUCUUAGUGGCGGCUUUAAUAAGUGCUUCUCUUUCUCUCCAGCAUUAAAUAUGCUCUGAAUUAUUAAUAAUAUUUUUCUAAGAACUUUAACAACACUUUCUGUUAAAAAAUUAUGUACUCAGAUGACCUAGGUGUGUUGUAAAGCACUUUUUGGAGCCUAGAUGGCGCCAGUCAGUAUCAUAGGAAAAGCAAACUCGGAUAUUUUUUGCAGCUGAAUUAAUUACUAUGAACCAUUCCAAUCAAAUGAAUGUUUAUCCUAGGAAAGACCUUUUAAAUUAACUUUCAAAGAUUUUAUUUGCAUGUUUGGUUUAUUGAGUUUUUUAAUAUCAAGAGGUUGCUAAAAAUGCAAAAGAAUUAGGAGAUAAUGUACAUAGAAAUUAUUCUUCUCUUCAGCUAUUCAUUGUUAGCAAAACAAAACCAGCACACUUUGAGGUUAUUUUACUGAUGAAGACGACGACAAAACAUAAAAUAUCUAUUUGCUAUAAUAGAGUCGUUUGAUUUCAUAUUAAGUUUAGAGAAAAUGUAAUAAUCCCUCACGGUGGGUAACAUGGGUUUUCUUUAUAAAUGACAUGAAUGAUUAAGAAAACAGACCCAUGCUUUUCCACAAGCGUGACACCAGAUGUGGACAUUACUCCGGUCUCUUCUCAGCGCUUCCUCGAGACAUUAAUGACCACUCGCACUUUAUUAAAAUAUCUCUUUUUUUGCAAAAGAAAGUUUUUUUUUCCUGUACUUGGGAUCAGUAGAAGUUGAUUGGGAAUGUUUUUAGCCAUGAAAGUGAUCUGCUGAUAAUAAGCUCAAAUGUUUAUGUUAAAUAAAAAAGCCCAACAGCAGGAAUCAGUGAUGAUGGAAAUAGGAAAUAUGUGAAAAUUAAUAAAUAAUGAUGUGAAACACUUGGGAAAUAAAGAGUUAAACUGAC